AUGGAUGGAAUGGGUAGUGAUGAACUGAUUAGUUCUGUACCUAACUUUGCUCGCGGUCUAGAUAUUCUUUUGGUGGAUCAUGAAACUGCUUCUCUGAUGUACCUUGCAUCACUGCUUGAACAAUAUACAUUCAAGGUUACCACCACUGAAGUAGCAGCCGUUGCAUUGUCUAUGAUUCAUGAAGACGAGCAUCGAUUCAGACUUGUCAUAGCAAACAUGAAAAUGCCAGAUAUGGAUCGUCUUUCUUUUCUGGACAUACUACUUAAGAAGAAAAUUCCUAUCAUUUUGAUGUCUUCUGAAAAAAGAUUUAGUGUAGCACAGAGAGCCCUAGCUGAAGGAGCAUGGUAUUUCCUUGAGACACCAGUUCUUUUGGAAGAUCUAAAAUACAUAUGGCAACAUGCGUAUCGCAAGAGAAAAGAUUUGAGGAAAGAAUUCCAAAAAGAAAACAUUGAAGGAGAGGUGAACCAUAUAAGUUCAAAGGAUCAAUUUCCUCAAGGUAUUGAAAUGAAAGAGGCAGGUUGUGUCACUAGCCCUCCCAAUGGAAAUGCCUCAUGUGACAUUAACCAAUAUGUAGAAGCUAGUAUGUUUGAGGAAAACUAUGUAAGAGAACCUCAACAUGAAGCUAAUUUUGUUGAGGAAAACCAAGUAAGAGAACCUCAAUGUAAUUGCAAUGAUAGGAUGAAGAUCUCAGAGGGCCAUCAACAAGGAGGAACCAAUAUUUUGAGAUCAUAUUCUAACAUUGAAGACAAACAGCAAGAGAGGAGAACUAAGUUUAGCUCAGAACAAACAAAUUUCUUUACUAUCAAAACCCCUGAGGAGCAAGAGACACAAAGGAAAGAUAGCAACUAUAGAUCAUCAAAAAAGGCACGUUUUCUUUGGACCACAGAGCUACAUCUCAAGUUCACAGCAGCCCUUAGCCUGCUAGGCGAUAAACGUAAAACCACACUCUUAUAA
Quercus robur (English oak) is the source of this 954-nucleotide messenger RNA. Its product is annotated as putative two-component response regulator-like APRR6. The transcript is spliced from 3 exons. NCBI's taxonomy places the organism in Eukaryota, Viridiplantae, Streptophyta, Magnoliopsida, Fagales, Fagaceae. The coding region runs from base 1 to 954 and encodes 317 amino acids. The record is from RefSeq and is a predicted model, not a curated record. Gene Ontology annotation, biological process: cytokinin-activated signaling pathway; phosphorelay signal transduction system.